UCUUUCGAGCCUUUUGAGAAUUUUUCAAGAAGCUCAUCAAUAAUGGCUUCCUACAGAAGUGGCCAGCUCUCACUUUAUUGCAACAAAUGCAACACACUUCUGGCCACGUCUGACAUUUUAAUGUUGGCCAGCAUACCACCGACACAGACGCACAUAGCUGUAAGAAACGAACACGAGGAGACAGCCUAUGAGAAGGUGCGAAAAAUCCCCAAUCCGGAUCCCAAGAGAGCUGGUUUUAGUCCGUACAGAACACUCUGCAAACAAUGCGGUGAUGUUAUCGGAACAGUCAGCAUUAUUGAAGAAGCAACACUGAUUUGUUUCAAGACAGAAAAGAUUCACUUCAGGCGAGGAUACGAACAAAUUAAAGGGAAGAAGUUAAAGCAGAUUAAGGAUAAAAUUAUACAGUAUGGCCUUGAAGUCGUUAAUGUGUCGCAGCUAAGUGGAACGAUUUCACGGGCAGUCACGCAUACACGGACACCAGCACAACCUCUUGUCUAUUGUGACGUCAACCUCAGUACAGAAGAAAUUUUAUCCUUGACAAAAGAUGCACCCAGAGGAUACCAACGAGAGCUCUUCUUACAGGCCAUACGCAGGAAUACUCUGGUCUACUUGCCCACGGGCUCAGGAAAGACGCUGAUAGCGGCAAUGGUUUUGAGCUGUAUGAAGAAGCUUAACCCGGACAAAUUGAUGGUGUUCCUCGUUGACAGAAUCCCCCUGGUUUACCAGCAGAGUGAAUAUAUCAAGUCACAGGUACCAGAUGUAAGGGUGGAGAUACUGGCCGGGGAUAUCGGACGUUUCCCAGGGGAUAAAUCACGUUGGAUAGCAACCAUUCAAGCGCUUACAGAAAACAAGAUCGAUCUUCUGGUGAUGACGAGUCAAAUUCUCAUAAAUCUGAUGGCUGAUGAGUGUCCUGUAUUGCGCAUGUCCGACAUAUCCGUGCUGGUUUUCGACGAGGCACACCAUUGUUUGGGAAACCACAGCUACAAUCAAAUUAUGAGAGAUUACUACAAAACCACGAGCAACAGGUUUAAGCCGCUGGUGCUAGCGCUGACUGCAUCUCCCGCCGGAGCAGACAAGCUGGAAACCACACAGACGAAAAUCGAAGAACUGCUUUCAAAUCUGUGUGCAUGCGCGCGCAUGCCUUUGUGGUCAGGUGAUCUGGAGUUGUACUGGAAUCGACCAGAAACAUCAUAUCAUGUUGUUCCUUUGAAUGGAAAGCAACAAUUUCUUCAAUCCUCAGUGGUAUCGUAUGUUGAAUCCCUGACGAAGAUGAUCGAAGACAAAGCAGGGAGUCCUCACGCGCUUGAUAGAUUAUCCAUUUUAACCCCAUCUUAUCGUGGCGCUUUGCGUAAGCUGAUGGAACGUUGCCGUGGUGACCAGAGCCGAGUAAGAGGACUAGCACUAGGGGAACAUGCCAUGCACAUGCUGAGUGUGAUAGAGAUCAACAAUAUUCUGGGCAACGAGUAUGCGGUUGAUUGCAUCGAAGAUUGCAUCAGGCAGAUGCAGACUGCCACUUCGCCAAUGGAGAAACUGAAGAAAAAACUCAUUGGUUCCUUGAAUCAGUUGAAGACUCUGCAAUUAUCGAUCAAAGACCUUAAGCGCAUUUCAAAUCUGUUCACAUCUAGUGACAGGUAUCAAUAUCUUAUCAAAGAACUUCAGAACUUCAUUCGCAAAGUUAAAGAAGACGAAACGUCCAGGGCAAUUAUCUUCGUCAAGAUGCGAAAGACUGCAUACAAACUUGGUGAGCGGAUCAGGCAAGAAGCUAGAAUUCUAGCUCAUCUUAACCCAGCUUUCCUUGUAGGUCAUGGACAGGCGAGUGAUGGAAUGGACUGGAGAGGAGAGCAGGAAGAGGUUUUAAAGAAGUUCCGCUCAGGCGAGGUUAAAGUCCUGGUCAGUACAAGCGUGCUGGAGGAAGGUCUGGAUGUGCCCGUAUGCAACCUUGUUGUCCGCUUUGACAGCGCCCUCACUUUGCGGGCGCUAGUCCAGAGUCGCGGACGCGCUUCUCGUCGGCCAGAUAGCAAGUUUGUCGUAAUCUGUAGUGAUGCAAAGGAACAAACUGAUGCGUUUGAUGCAAUUACGAAGGAGAAGAACAUGGAGGAAGCAAUGAGGAUACAGCAACUGUGGAAUUCCUCAAGUAGUCCCUUGCAAGGCGAGUCCUUUGGUUGCCACUUGAAGAAACCCGACUUCAGCCCUCCUGCUGAACCGGUGGAAGCUCCGUACCAGGAUCAGCAGCUGGAGCAGGAGCCCACUGCUGAAGAUGAAGAAACGGGAAUUGAGUACAGUAUUAGUCUAAUGACAAUCCACGAAAGGGGGGAAAGCUUGGCUUCGGGAGGACCCAGAAAAAGAAAGAAAAAGUACAUUCCCAAUGUGACGGUUUCCAUACACAAUGUCAUCCUUGGAAGAGAGAGCAAGGAAAUUGGAUUUCUCACAGAGUUCUUUGAAGCGCACUUCGAAGUAAAAUCACUAAAAAGCGAACGUAUUGAGGCAGCAGUGGCAGUGGCGAAGGACGAAGCGUGUGAUAGAAGCCUUACAUCGGGCUUUCUUCGACUGAAUCUAGNAUGCGUUUGAUGCAAUUAAGAAGGAGAAGAACAUGGAGCAAGCCAUGAGGAUACAGCAACUGUGGAAUUCCUCUAGUAGCCCCUUGCAAGGCGAGUCCUUUGGUUGCCACUUGAAGAAACCCGACUUCAGCCCUCCUGCUGAACCGGUGGAAGCUCCGUACCAGGAUCAGCCGCUGGAGCAGGAGCCCACUGCUGAAGAUGAAGACAUGGGAAUUGAGUACAGAAAUAGUCCAAUGACAAUCCAUGAAAGGGGGGAAAGCUUGGCUUCGGGAGGACCCAGAAAGAGAAAGAAAAAGUACAUUCCCAAUGUGACGGUUUCCAUACACAAUGUAAUUGUUGGAAGAGAGAGCAAGGAAAUUGGAUUUCUCACAGAGUUCUUUGAAGCGCACUUCGAAGUAAAAUCACUAAAAAGCGAACGUAUUGAGGCAGCAGUGGCAGUGGCGAAGGACGAAGCGUGUGAUAGAAGCCUUACAUCGGGCGUUCUUCGACUGAAUCUAGAGCCGCUUGAAAAUCAAGAUUUUCGCUCCAAGGAGAAAUUUUUUACUCAUAUUGCCGAGUCUUGGUGUUCUCGUUCUAAAAAACUGCGAAACCAAACAGAGAAACUUUGGCUUCGCCGUGCUGAUGCCGUUAGGAAUCACAAACGUAAACCAGUGCUGGUGAUUAAACCAGAUACCAUGGUUCUGGGAUAUUUUAUUAAUCAAGCCAGUUUCUGUGUCCAUUGGCCUUUUAAUCCCAGGUUUGAAAACAUUCGCGUUGCUUUUGAACAUGACUUGCGAACGAUGCUGGUUUGUUUCACGGUUCCCAAUCGUUUAACCCAGUGGAAGGUAGAUUUGUACAAACUUCAGAUUCGUUACAGCGAACUGCACGAAUUCGUGUUGGUGGAUAAAGCGAAAUCUUCCUCAUUCCACCAAAUCUAUGUAAAACUGAGACACCCUCCCCGCAUGUUCAAGGCAAAAAGCUUCAUUAAAAAAGACCAAGUUGACGAUGGAGAAGAAAACGACUUUGAAGAAUGGUACUUUGAGGAUGAGGACUACGAUUUUGACGACGACCCCGAUCGUCACCUUAGCGACGAAUCAGCUAGCAGCUCCGAAGAUGAACGAGGUAACAUCGGAAUUGAAGCUUCGCAAGAAGACGAGAAACCCGAUAAUGCAGCUCUACUUACGAGUUCGGAUAUCGCAAGUAUCGAUGAAGUGGUGAACUGGGAGCGGGUUACCGAAAUAGAAGAUAGCGGUGAUGCAUUUGGCCUAUGCUGUACUUACAACUUCACUUUUAAAGCCAGCGAAUGGAACGAGGUCAAAGAAGUUCUAAGAACAAUCGGGAGAUACGACAAGAAGAUCUUCUUUGCCUCAAUGCAAAAGUCAACAAGACGAUUGCCAGUUGUGAAUUUUCCCGAAGAGCUGCCUUUCAGCGUCAAAUACACUGCACAAUGCCUCCUACAUUCUUUUCCGUUUAUCAGAGGGAGAUUGACCCAUGACUUUAACAACAUAUUAGGUAGCAAGCCUGAAAAAAUUGUUUUGGUCGCCUUAGGAAAACUCGCUGCUGCCCUGCAACGGAAUAGUUUUUGUGACCCAGAAGCAAUGUUUAAAAGGCUCCUUGAUGAGAAGGAUUUUAAAGCCGGUGGAAUGUUAAAGCAACUCAUUCCUUCCCAGUGCGCGUUGAUUAAGCGCAUGGUCAUUACCCCCACGCGCCUGCUGCUCUACACGCCAGAAGUGAUGUCCAAGAAUCGCGUGCUGAGAAAUUACAACACUGAUCAGUUUCUGUGUGUCAAUAUCCGCGAUGAAGACUUCUCGAGGCUUUCAUCAGCUGGAGGAAGCAUUGAGAAGAUUUUGGAACGCGUUAAACAGACUUUGGAUAGCGGGGUAAUAGCAGGCGGGGACUGGUUUUAUUAUCUUGGUUCCUCCAAUAGCCAACUGAGAAACCACGGCUGUUGGUUCGUUCGACCCAGUCCACACCCAGAGGAGAUUCGACAAUGGAUGGGCGACUUCAGCAAAAUAAGGUAAAUAAAAAUAAUGUAAAACAGUCUUGAAUGUUUUAUAACUCGAAUUUGUUCUUCAGAGCUUUUUUGGUUACUUUAGUGGUUCACGCUUUCGUGUGUUUGAUCAAGUGUUUUCUCCAACAGAUGCGUAGCAAUUUUCAUGGCUCGUAUGGGGCAGUGUUUCUCAACAUCCAUGGACGCUGUGGGCAUAGAUGUCAACGAAGGAACCUCCUGGGGUAUGGACGAGGAUAUUGAAACACUUGAUGGUGGUUACUGCUUCUCAGAUGGCGUGGGAAGGAUCUCUGACUCACUUGCACAGAAGGUAGGAAAGACGCCGUUAAGAUGAAUCAACAGUUUACUCUCUUGGCCCACACAACCAUUUUUUUCUCAAGUAGUUCGUACUAACUGAAUUUUUAUUGCAUUUGUACAGCGAGUUUAACGCCUAAAAAACUCACUUGACAGAACAGACAGCAAACAAAAUUACCAGGUAUCAUCUUUACAGAUACACGCUAUUUUAACCUUCCGAAUCACUCUAGCCAAACCAUGACAAUCUGCGGUCUUUCCCUUCACCAAGGCGACACAGCGCUAGGCAAAAAACUUAAUUCGGAAAACUAAAUCCUCAAUGGGCGCUUUUCACUCAACUAACUAUCUAAUAAUCAAUAUUUCUAGUGUAACCAUGCUCCCACCAAAAGCAUCGCUUCACCAGUCGAAGUCUAAACGAAACACAUCCCAUGAUUUGUUGGGGUGCUUUGACAAAGGAAUUGCGCUCUUCGAUCUUUUCACGCUGAUGAAUCUGCUUAAUCAAUUUAUUUGAUAAAACCAAAGUUUCUGUUUUAUAUCACAGGUUGCCAGAAAGAUUUCUAAAAAUUACGUGCCAUCUGCGAUUCAAAUUCGAUUUGCUGGCUGUAAAGGGGUGUUGACGCUUGAUCCUACACUUCCAGGGAAGAAAGCAGUUUUUCGACCGAGCAUGCGCAAAUUCGAGAGUCCGCACCGCCGUCUAGAGGUUCUACAGACGUCACGCCCUCAGGUUGUCUUUCUAAACCAUCAGCUAAUAAUGCUCUUGUCCAACCUUGGUGUCCCGGAUGAAGUGUUUCUCAAUUUGCAGCGCGCAAUGUUGGACAGACUUGCGGGUAAGGGAGUACCUCCAGGCCCAGAAGUUAGACGUAACCUUUUACCUCUCUAGGCCGACGCUUUUUCGCGCGUUUUGAUGAUGUAUUUAGCAUUUAGCGAAUCCUUUUGAUCGGCUUUUCUGGUAUCUACCCUUACAAGCGCCUAAAACGAAUGAAAAUGUAAAACUGAUGGACAAUGCAGAAAAACCAGGGGUACUUACCAAUUACUCGCAAAAACCGGAAAUUCCGGUUUAUUAAUUUAAAGGCUCGUGCCUUUCGUUUGGGAAGCUACAGAAAGUAUGAACCGUCAUUUGAGGUAAUGCAGGCUUCCCCCCACCACGUCAAAUUUUAUAGUUUUAUGUUUGUGCUCAAGUUUUUCAUCCGCGUGAUUUGUGUAAAUGGUAAGCACCCCAACAUUCCAUGACACCGGUGAGCAAAGCGUGGAAAUAUUCAGCUCUUUCCCGCUUGUCGUAUGACAGAAAAAGCUAAUAAAAAGCAUGACUGCCCUACCUUCUUUCAAGUUUUGUGUAGCACCUAAGUUUCUUUCUGCAUGGUAACGAGGAGCAAAAUCAAAUUGUUGAUACAACCAGUGACUUUUUUUCUGUGUAAAGGAAUGCUAGUUAACGAGCGUCUAGCUGUUCAACAAAUGAUAUCUGGGGCCAAGACAGGAAUUGGCUAUAUGCGCUUGUCAGAAGCGGGAAUGCAGCUGACCACUGAGCCCUUUUUCAAGUCGCUGUUGGUGGCACUUUAUAAGGACCGGAUGCAGAAUCUACUGAGUCGAGCCCGCAUUCUUUUACCACCAGCGGAAGCUCGACUUAUGAUUGGUGUCAUGGAUGAAACAGGGAUUCUGCAACCAGGCGAGGUAAGGUUGGAAAUUUAUAAAACGAAAAAUUUAUUACUCGAUAAUGGAAGUAAGGCAAAAAGUUUUUCUCUUUAGCAGUUCUGAUUAGAACUCGGCUGAUCAAUGAAUCAAUCCUAUUUCUAAGGACUCUUUUCAGUAUUUUACUCAAGAUAUUCUGCCCGGCAUAUGUUGCGUGGUUUCACUGUAGCAAGAUGAUCUGCGCAAAACGCCCAGUUGUGCUUUUAGAGAGUGUUUGACAGUCUCUCCUAAAUACUGUAUUGUAGUGCCAUAAUUCUCUCAAAGAAUCCUAGGCCAAGUUUAUCUUUACAUGAAUAAGCACCAGGUCCUGACACUAGUAUUUCUGGAAUCAGUUAGAUAAUAACCAGCGCUAAUUAGAAAUAAUCGGACAGAUAAAAAUUUUCAACAGUCUCCUGCACAGCUUUUUACACAGUACACAACCAAGAGGGAGAGAGAGAGUCCAAAACAAAAGUUCAAGACGACUCCCAAAUUUUACGUGCAUUACACCACUUGGAAAUAUAACCAAAAAGGUUUCAUUUGAAUUGUCACACUACUGGACUUCAUCCACAGCAUAAAAAGUUUAAUAGAAGCACCUUCCGCAGCAUUAAAAAAACAGUACCACAGGAAAGUACACCUCAGUAGAUUUCUUCUGAAACUUUGGGAUUCCAUCCAGAGAAUCAAAAGUUAGAACCACCUCGUACAGCAUAAUAGACAAUACCCCAGGAAAGUACUACUCAGUAGCUUUUAUCUGAAUGGUCGCACUUUAGGAUUCCAUCCACAAGCUUAAAAGCUAGUCAGAACCCAGUGAGAGCCACAAUACCACGGGAAAGUACUGCUCAGUAACUUUUAUUCAGAAUGGCUACACAUUGGAGUACUUUAGUAUUUAAUCCACAGACUGAAAAGUUAGAACCAUCUUAUACAGCAUAGUAAACAAUACAACAGGAAAGUACUGCUCAGAAGCUUUCAUUUGAAUGGUCACGCUUUAGAAUUUCGAACUUAAACGCAACAGUAAGAACUGCGAUACCUAUCGCCAUAACAAAAUUAAUUGAAAAUGUGAAAUUCAACGGGAAUUAUAGAACUGAUUUUUACUAUUGAAGAUGAUUACUCUUCUUAACAAAUGAAUUGCUUUUGUAUAUUUUGAAGGUAUUUGUGCAGUAUUCCGCAAUGUCCUCGGAUCCUGAUCAUGAAGGAGAAUUCAGCAGAACAGCUCAACAGACUCUCACAGGACCUGUGGUAGUGACCAGAAAUCCAUGCCUUCAUCCAGGAGAUGUGAGACUGCUGACCGCAGUAUCUGCACCUCAGCUGGCUCAUUUGGUGGACUGUGUCGUAUUUCCAAAUCAUGGACCCCGUCCCCACCCUAGUGAGAUGGCAGGUAUAACUUACACUCAUAGUGAUGGCGACAACUUUAGAAGCAAUUAUUGUUUUUUAUUUUAUUUUUUAUUUAUGUACUUGUAUCAUCAGCGUUAUUCCUAACGUAUUUGAAGAAAAAAGGCAAAGGCAACCGAAAAAAUGAGAAAUUACAAAACUUGUGCUUAAUAUUUUCAGACUUUCCCAAAUAAAAGCUUAGAUAGAACAUCCCGAUUUCAUUAUGGUCACACUGUUAACAAGAAGCGUCUCAAUCAGCCCGAAUACUUCAUUUUAAUCAUUGUAGUUAUAAUGAUAAUGCUGAAGAAAUCGAACCCUACUAAAAUUAGAAAUGUUUCUUCUUAAGGCGGUGAUCUUGACGGUGAUUUGUACUUUGUUUGUUGGAUGAAAGACCUUCUGCCGCGAAGAAAACUUUUCCCGCCAAUGAACUACAAAUCGCCUCCAAAACGGCAACAUUUUGGACCAAUCACAACCCGUGAAAUGACUGAGUUUGUCGCUGAGUACAUCCGGUUUGAUCAGCUUGGCGAGAUUGACAACGCUCACAAAGCCCAAGCGGAUUCCAUUGAGAGAGGGGUGGAAGCGCCACUUUGCCUUAAGUUGGCAGAGCUUCACUCGCUAGCAGUUGAUGCGCCGAAGACCGGGGAGUGGCCCAAGAUGCCUAAAGAAGCCAAGGUGUCCGUUUUUCCAGACUUUAUGAUGAAGUCCGACAAGCCAAGCUAUCCUUCAGAGAAGGUUUUAGGCAAGUUGUUUCGUGAGUGCAGAGCGUUUAAGGAUAGCAUCGCGCGUGAUGUCCCUCUUAAUAAACCUCACAUUGUGCCAGACUUGUUGGUACCAAACUUUCAAAAGUAUCAAGAGGAGGCAAAGAGCAUUUACGAGGAGUAUUCUAACCAGGUAUUACGAUUUAUUUCCAACAGUCACAUUUUAGUAGUAAGUCAAUCUCCAUCAUUGCAACCCUUUCAGAAUAAGGGACUAUUUUUUGUUUUGCGAGAACACAAAAAAGUUCUAAACAAAAUGCGCAUGCGUAGAGAGUUGAUAGAGUGUGCCUCUUCCCUAUUCUCGUCCCCAGAGCCCGUCGUUUCUUGGUCACGUGGUCCGUUACGAAUUAAGCCGACUGGCUCAGGGGACGAGAAUGGCCUCUUCCCAGGGUAGUUUCGUUUAUCCUCGCUACGUCACGUCGAAAAAAGUGACGCUGGAUUUCGAGAGAGAGCCAGGCUUUAAUGGCCAGUUUACAGAUAUUUAAAGUUUUGAAAUAACGAUAUAGCAACCAAUUUGGCCAAAGUCAGGGUUCGAAUCCCGGGAAGCCUGAAAAUUUUCAGGCCUUCUUUUCGCAAAUGUAUAAGUUGUGUAAUUUAACUAUUACUUCGAUGAUAUUCUCUGCACUUAAGAAUAGUUUUUGUUGAAAAAAAAAAUGCUUUUUGUGUAUCUCAACGUUGGAAAGUACCUUUUUGAAGUACCUUUUUGAAAGUACCUGUGAAGUACCUUUUUGAAGGCUUAAAAGUUUUCACCGUUAUUCGGUACAUUGUAACUCUUCUAUAUAAGGGCUUACUACAGUUUUCAGAUGAAAACUAUCGACUUUUUCAAACUGGAACAUUAGGGCCAUUUAUACGAGGAAAAAUAAGACGCGUCUUACAUAAGACGCGUCUUAAAUAAGACGCGAACUUUCCGUAUAAAUGGCACAUUUCGUCUAAAAUAAGACGCGGCUUAUAGCUAAGACGCGUCUUAUUAGAUAAGACAUGCUCGUAUAAAUGGUACAGUUCGCGUCUUAUUUAAGACGCGUCUUAUGUAAGCCGCGUCUUAUUUUUCCUCGUAUAAAUGGCCCUAAUUCUAGCAACUGAAAGCGGGUCUUUACCCCUUUUUGGGUGCUCGCACUAUAUUUCGCGUUAUACUUCGCAAUAAAAUGUUUUAGAAGGAAAAAAUUAAGGAUAAUUUACAUCAAUUGUAGUGAUUAACAGUUCAGAAGAGGCCUUUAGUUGCUAAAAAUGUUCCAGUUUAAAAAGGUCGACAGUUUUCAUCCGAAAAGUGUAGUAAGCCACCUUAAGUCGUUGAAAAUGUUUCAUAUGUUUUUCGUUAGUUAUUAAAGAGGUCAUGCGGUUUUUGUUUUACCCAGCUCCACGCAUUGAUGAACUUGUAUGGCAUUGAAAGCGAGGGUGAACUUCUCUCAGGCUGUUUUUCGAAACUGCAUUCUCGCCUUGGAAGAGAAAAAGUGGAGAUCGCCGACAUCGUAAGCAGAAUUCUUGCGAAAAUACGCGAAAACUUCCGAAAAAAGUUCUUCGAAGAGUUCGAUCUGGCCGGAGAUGACCGAGGGUCCAGCGAAGCUAUUUCCGAAGAAUUGCAACAGAAGGCAUCGGCGUGGUAUUACGUCGCAUACAGUCACUUGCGAUUCGGCAAGGAAUCAGAGAAUUCCUCAGAGGACCCCAUUCCGCAGUUUCUCAGCUUCCCGUGGCUUGUGGAUGACGUCAUGCUUUCAAUUCGACUUAGUAAGGCUUGUGAUGAACAAGACUCACAAAGCGUGGUCACUUCAAUCAGCGACAGUGUCAUCAAACUGUUUGACUAUGAACGAGAUCCACUGGUACAAGGUUUUCACGACAGGAUACAGAAAAAGAGUGUCAUAUCACGUUCACUUCCGGGUGUUGCUUUGGCCAUGUUUGGUUCCUCAGCGACAUUUCUCUUCCGGCAAGACUCUGACCUUGACCUUUGCGUCAUUUAUCCCACGCACAUCGCUCUUCGACAAAAGCUUGGACGAGACGAUCAGAUCACCGUGCUCAAAACCUUACUCCCGGUCUUCAGUAAUCUGUUUAAGCAUGCGCGGCUUGUGGAUCAUGCCCGGGUGCCGGUGAGUGUUCAUUCUUAUACCUAGCGUUGCGAUCCUUUUCGCCAGCGCCACAAGUCGCUUUAUAGCGCUAGCCGCUAGUCAAAAGGAUGGCGGUGCCCCCCAAUUAUUUGACUGUCACAUAAAAAUUUACUCUAAAGACUGCAUUUGGCGGCCUAGUUUCAAGCAUUGGUUGAUUUAUGCUCUUUUUCUCAUUGAUUUGUUGGAGUUCUGCAGUGAAAUUGUGAUAGCUAUAACGAAGUAGAAAAAGGAAGCUACAGUCGGUGGAUACCCCUUUCCAGGUGACUUGCCUAUGCGCAAGCGCAUAGUACUGGUCAUUCCACGAAUGGUGUCUGAGUACCUCCCUCUAUCUUUUGUUUUAACUUUGCAUAAUUCUUUUUAAUUCUUAAUAUGUUCAUAUCCAUAUUUAAUUCCAGGUGAUUGCCUGUGACAAUCCUGCAAAGCGAUCUGGCUCACUGGCAAGCGUUAAAGGGGAUGUUACAGCGUCAUAUGAUGGCCUUCUGAAAGCCAUUGUCUUAUCAAGCUACAUCAAAUCAUACCCAGCUCUUCUACCUGUUCUCCGUCUUCUUAUGAACUGGGGUCAAGUGACAGGUCUCUUGGGGCACGGGGUAGACGCGGGAAUCAAGUCGAACUUGUUAACGUUCCUAUUUCUGAUAUUCUGCGUUUCCAAAGGACUGGUGAAUGAUUUCAGUUGGGAACAUGUUUGGAACCGGUGUUUUCAAAUUGCGACUGGCAGAAUCAAUGACGCAGUGCUCAAACAAGAAUGGGACAGGGUUAUGAGCUCUUUUCAAUCAACAGAAACCUCGGAUGCUAAGAAAAGUGGUCAACUGAUUCUGGGCGAUCAGCAAAUAGGCGAGAUUCUACUGACAUUUUUCCAAGCCUACAACACAACCCUCGACUUGGCAAUCCCACAAACCUUCGCUUCCUUACUGGGCGUGCGCAAACUUGAAGAACUUCUUGACUCAGAGCAUCUGCGGCUCCUUAAGGAACACAUGCAGCGCGCAUUUCAUCUUCUGGCGCUUUAUGGCGAUGCUGAAGUGCUCCUCACCAUAAGCGCCUCCGAAAUCGAUCGCGUCAUAUUUCUAUCUCAGGCACUGUCUUACACCAUGGCCGGUUCAGAAAGGCAUAACGCUUUUGAACUCUCGAAAAAGACUGGUGCGAGGGUAACCAUUCGUCCCAGUCUCCCGGGAUCGGGAUUUGGCCUUGUUUUACAAGCUAUUGGUACCGAGUCCGCUGUGGCGUCGGUGGAACGGGCGCUAAAUGCCAUGGCGACGCAGGCACUGCGCAACAAGGCAGCGGUUAUGUCAGUGUGUUUUGUGAAGGAAGCUAAACACAUGAUUUUUGAAGGUAACAUGUCUCCUUCAUUAAAGGGCGGUGGAGAAGUGUCCUGACAAUUUUGUUUGGCCAGAAUCAUUUCCUGUCCAAAUAUCCCUAUAACAUCCCUUAUUGUGAACAUACAAAAUUUUCCUUUGGGUGGGGGGGGAUAAUGAAAGACUAAAUAGCAUCAAGCGUUCAUCUUUCGACCUCAUUAAAGAAGCAGAUUAGUGCUUUAGCAACCGGAAGUGACAUCAUACAUCAGUCAAGCAUGAGUAUACACUGAUAAGAGCUUACUCUCUCUCCCGCUCUCAUUUCUCCAUAUUUUUCUCCUUCGUCAAAUUUUCGUUUCUACAUUCUAAAAACAAGUUGUGUCGAGUAGUACCAAAGUCAGCCCAAUAAAUUAUGAUAGUUUUUUGUUUAGAGAGCUUCAUAUAUAUGUGAAGCAUUGUGCACCCUCUAUCCCAGGGCCCCCGUCUCUUUUCUCCGGGUUGAAGUGGAGAAAAGAGACCCUGGGAACGAGGUUGGCAAUCGUGUUGGUCUAUUUUAAGGUUGCCUAAGCGAUGACGACGGUGUCACCUUGGUACCGUACUAUGGAAAUCAUCACCCCACUCAUGAUAGUCUGGCUUUGUACGUACCCAUGUUAGCAAGCCCGAGGUCUGGACUGCGCAGAAUCGGAGCGGCUUACACGCGACAUGAGUUCCUGAGCUUCGCAGAGAGAUUUCAUACUCAAGUGCAGGUACUACGAUUAUCGGAUCAAUAAGAGAUAAAGUACUCACCAAUCCCCUCUCCUAACUUUUCAUUUCGGGCGAAAUGUUAGCGCAUUGCGCAGGCGUCAUGCAUUUGCUUGUCUCACAAGCGCCCUGAUUGAGCACAGAAAUUACGUUGGUUUAAAAACAAAAUUGCUCCAAGGCGAAAUGAAAUAUAAAAAACUUUUAGAUAAAAAGUACUUUGUUUUCUCAGAACCUGUAGAAUGUCACAAAAAGAAAAUAGAGCUUGCUCUUGAAUUUGAAGGGAUAAACGUAUUAUUUAAGCUGUCAAUAAUCUCGUUUUUUUGUUUUAAAUCAUUUCUUUUUACUAAUAGGUAAUCGAGAGGGAUUUUGUGCCUACAAUUCAUGGUGAAAUGGAAUUUGCCAUUCAUUUUGGGCGUCUAUACGUGUUGAACGUUCCAAAGUCCUUUACAGAGGACACCGAAGCGCCGAGCGUGCGUAUGUUUCAGACAAAUCUCACGCGAGGCUACAAACCAAGGCCAAGCGUCUUGUCCGCCCCUCGAAACGUUAGAAAAUAUGGCAGAUCGCGCGUCAUCUGUACUGGGGGAAAAUUAAAAACUCGAUUACACAGGAUGCGAAAGGGAAUCGAAGUAACGAAGGAAGGAAAGAAAAUUCCUAAAGAAAAAGCAUCCCGAAGUUCCUUCUUUACUGUCGUUUCGUCGCGAGAGAAAGUUGACAGUUUCUUGUCCCAGCGUGGCUUUUCAGUUCACGCGGAAUCUGCAGAGAAGUACUCGGUUGAGAUUCACACCGAUCACGAGUUUUUAGUGAUAACGGACAAAGAUUUUAACUUUCUCGAGAUUAGGUUGCCAAAGUUACGAUGGUGUGCGGUGGAUGUUAAGAGGGCAUGGAAGGAAAACCCUGAGGAACAUGACAUGACCGAUUUGGACGGAGUUGAGACUGACGUGCGCUUUGUUUUGCAGGUACUGAAUAAAUGAACAGUAGUUUCCUUUUAUUGUUGUUGUCACUUAACCAUUUGUUUAAAAUGGGUACCACAAAUUACUGUAAAGUAUUCUUCCCAGUAACUGUCUAAGAAAACAUGUCAGUUAGACUGUGACAGCUGGUCUACGUCCCCUACUAUUUUUUAACAAUAUCAUGGGUUUCUUUCACGUACCCUUCUAAUUGAUACUCAUGAAAGGAUGGAGGCAUGGUCAAUUUAACGUCACCACCCAAAAUCUUAAAGACGCAAUCGUUUGAACUGCUGAACUGAAGCAAGGCCCGAAUCACAACCACACAAAUGGAGCAGUCAGCAUAACAAUGUUACCGGAUUAUUUAGAGACCUUGGUUACUAGUACGGUUGGGGUCUGAACUCGCGGUCUUUCGCUCAGCAGACCGACACUCUCCCAACCGAGAAAACCGGGAGGCGGUUCAGUAGUUUUUAUUUGAAUUGUCACGCUUUAGCAUUUUGUCCACAGACGCAAAAGUUAGAACCACCUUGUAGAGCAUAAAAACAGUGCCACAGAAAAGAACUGCUCAGUAGCUUUCAUUUGAAUGGUCACACUUUAGGAUUUCAACCACAGAUUUAAAAGUUUGAACCACCUUGUAUGCUCAACAGCUUUCAUUUGAAUCAGGGUCACACUACAGGAUUUCAUCCACAGACUCAAAGUUAGAACUAUCUUGUGCAACAUAAUAAACUGUACUACAACAAAGUACUGCUCGGUAGCUUCAUUUUUUAAGGAUGUCAUUCACACACUCAAAAAUAGAACCGCCAUGUACAACAUAAUAAACAGUACCACAAGAGAGUACUUUCAUUUGACUGAUCACACUUUAGGAUUCCAUCGACAGACUCAAAAGUAAUAACCUGUUAGAACCUUAUAAACAGCACCGCAGAAAUUCAUUUACGAGGUAACACCUUUGCAUGUCAUCCACAGAUUGACCAUAAAGUUAAAACCAACUUAAUAAGCGCGUAGACUCCAAAGUUCGACAUAAAGCCCUUGAACCUUCUUCUCCCCUUCUGAUGAUCUUUUUCAUGAUAGACCGUUUUACUUUUGCUGCAGACCCGUCGUUCGUUGCGCCCAGAUGACAUCCGGGGAUCUAAUUACGAGCAGUACCGGGAUGCAUUGCAGCCUCAGCCUCAUCCGCAAUCUACCCGGAGUCCAUUCGUAGUGAAACCGGAAAUUUGGAAGGAAGUAGCUAUGAUUCGCCACAAGAAAUCCCGAAUAUAUCGGGUCAAAGAUUCCACAUCCACUGUAAGCGAGUUUAGAAAAUCACUCAGUGUCAGUGUGAACGAGGUUACCGAGUAUUCUCGUCCCACUAAGCACGCUUCUGCCUUUAGCAAAGUGUUCACACGGUGUGAAGUUGCCGUCAAAGCCGGUUUACCUACUACUUGGAGCAACAGGGAGUCACUGGAACAGUUGUUGAGGGACAUUUGGGCGUUCGGGUUUGCUUUCGCCUCUUACAUGUCCGAUUAG
Porites evermanni is the source of this 15188-nucleotide messenger RNA. NCBI's taxonomy places the organism in Eukaryota, Metazoa, Cnidaria, Anthozoa, Scleractinia, Poritidae. The record is from the annotation of a GenBank genome assembly.